CUUGGGGGCUCACUUAGUUUGGAAGGUCGGACAGCGUGAAGAUGAGUAUCUUACAGAAGAUUGCUGAAAUAGAAGCUGAGAUGGCUAGGACGCAAAAAAACAAAAACACUAUGGGUCACUUAGGGUUGUUAAAAGCCCGCUUGGCUAAACUUAGAAGGGAACUUAUUGAACCUAAAGGUGGUUCAGGUGGAGGUGGUGAAGGUUUCGAUGUUGCUAAAACAGGCGAUGCGCGUAUCGGUUUCGUGGGUUUUCCAUCCGUUGGAAAGUCGACGCUUUUGUGCAAUUUAGCGGGUGUUUACUCUGAAGUGGCUGCAUAUGAAUUCACGACUCUCACUACUGUACCAGGUGUCAUCAGAUACAAAGGGGCUAAAAUCCAGUUACUUGAUUUACCUGGAAUAAUAGAAGGGGCUAAAGAUGGAAAGGGUAGAGGAAAGCAAGUGAUUGCUGUCGCUCGAACUUGUACUCUUAUUCUUAUGGUACUAGAUGUCCUCAAACCUUUGCAGCACAAAAAGCUUCUAGAGCAUGAACUCGAAGGGUUUGGCAUCCGAUUGAACAAAAGUCCACCGAAUAUAACGUUACGUCGAAAAGACAAAGGAGGUUUGAAUUUUCAAGCUAUGGUACCUCAAUCUGAAUUAGAUAAGGAAAUAGUGAAAACGAUUUUAAAUGAAUAUAAAAUUCACAAUGCAGAUGUCUUACUCAGGUGUGAUGCUACUGCUGAAGAUUUAAUUGAUGUCAUUGAGGGAAGUCGGGUGUAUGUCCCUUGCAUAUAUGUUCUCAAUAAAAUUGAUCAAAUAACUAUCGAGGAGUUAGAUGUCAUUUGUCGCAUUCCACAUUGCGUACCUAUUUCUGCUCACCACAAGUGGAAUUUUGAUGAUCUGCUGGAGCUAAUAUGGGAAUAUUUAAGUUUAAUCAGGAUUUAUACAAAGCCUAAAGGACAACUGCCAGACUACAACGCACCGGUUAUCUUGAGGUCUGCAGCACACACAGUGGAAGAUUUCUGCAAUAAGCUGCACAGAACCCUGAUCAAAGAAUUCAAAUAUGCAUUUGUAUGGGGUUCUUCAGUUAAACAUCAGCCUCAACGUGUAGGUAAAGAACACACACUUCAUGAUGAAGAUGUAGUACAAAUUGUGAAAAAAGUUUGAUCCUUCUAAUACACAUUAUAGGCUGUCAGUCUACUGCUUAUUCUACUUAUCGAAGUUUCUGGAGCUAAAUGGAAUUCACCUACUCAAUCUUCCGUGAUUGUUUUUGCAUUGUUGUAAUAUCAGAUUCCUGAUAGUUUGAUAAUACAUUUUGUUUCUAAGGUGG
Molecule: messenger RNA, 1305 nt
Organism: Heterobilharzia americana
Lineage: Eukaryota; Metazoa; Platyhelminthes; Trematoda; Strigeidida; Schistosomatidae
Source: the annotation of a GenBank genome assembly